CCGUUGUGUAAGAGUCCAGGACAGGAUGUUUGAAAGCACAGGAUAUGACUUUCAGUUAUGAAAGUAUUUCCCAGAUGUCAUUACAAAAUAGACAAAAUAGGUUGCUUUUCCUCAUCUGCCACAUUUCCAAGCUUUGCUGAGAAUAUGAGACACAUUGAUCAAGCAGUUCCCAUAGCCAGCAUACAGAGCACUGCAGUAAUGGCAUCAUCACCUUCUCCCCUGCGGGACUGUGGACUGGAUCUCAACACGGUCAAACUAGUGGCUUCAUGUCUCUACUUCGUCGUGUUCAUCCCUGCGCUUCUGCUGAACGUCAUGGCAGCCUGGAUCUCCUGGCACCUUAAGACCAAAUCCUCAUUCGUCGUGUACCUCAAGAACCUCAUUGCGGCCGACCUUCUGAUGAGCUUGAUCAUCCCGCUGAAGGCUGCCAGCGAGAUUCCCGGGGCCCCGCAAGCGUUGCGUAAGUUUGCGUGCCAGUUCAGCAGCGUGGUCUUCUACCUCUCUAUGUACAUGAGUAUGAUACUGAUGGGACUCAUCAGCCUCGACCGCUUCUUCAAGAUUGUUCAGCCCGCUGGGAAACGGGUCGGCCACAGUGUCCUGUUUGGCAGGGUGGUUGUCAUCACUAUCUGGGUUCUCUAUCUCAGCAUAAAUACCAUACCCACCAUGGUACUCACCAGUGAGAAGCCUGCGAACGGCACUGCUGAGCUGUGCAUGGCCAUGAAGAAUGACCUGGGGAAACGGUACCAUAAAGCGGUAGUUAUUGAGGGCAAUGUGAUUUUCUUUACUGUGUUGGUUGUCAUUGGAUUCUGCUACACGUGCAUAGCGAAGAAGGUCAUUGAGUCGUACCGAAACUCAGGGAGCACGAAUGUUGAGGGGAAACGAAAGAUCAAAGCCCGGGUGUUUAUCGUUCUGGUGGUGUUCCUGGUGUGCUUCGCCCCCUACCACAUCACACGCAUCCCUUACGUCCGGCGGCAGGUGGUGAACAAGAUUAACUGCCGCUGGGCCUCACUGAAGGUUGCUAAAAGCCUCACCUUGUGGCUCGCCACCACCAAUGUCUGCCUAGACCCACUUAUCUACAUUUUGCUAUGCAAAGCCUUUCGGGAGAAGUUGUAUGAGCUCAGACUAUUUGGGUAUGGGUUAUCCAAAACAGCCCAGGAAAACACAGAGGACUCUUCUGUUUCAUAGGGUGGAGUUCACAGCUCACUGCGGCCACAGUUUCUCCUUUGUAAGGUUGAGACUGCAUCUUGAUGAACUCGAUUAAAACUAAAUUCUUGCAUAUGAUUUUGAGAGAUGUUUUAUGGUCAUCAUGGCAUGUACUCUUCAAUGAAAAGUUUUGAAUUUUAAGUAAAAUGAAUAUAUAUUUUAAAUGUAAAUAUAAAAUGAUUUUGUACUGUAUAUUAGGUAUACAAUGUUAUAUAUAUAUAUAUAUAUAUCUUUUGCUGUAUAAACUAUAUAAUGUCAAUUACUACACAUCUGUCAGAACGGUUUUAUUUGUGCUUCAUCUAUUUCAGUUUUCUUGAAAUAGAAAGAUAAACAUCACACCAUUGAAAAUAAUCAAUAUUUUACUUUUGUAUUCAAAUAUAGUUUUUGCUUAGCAAUCCCUUAUAUUUCGUCCCAAGUGGUUCUGCCUCUCUGAACACAAUCCAUUCUUAUUACCAAUAAGGUCUGAAAGCUAUGCAAGUGUACAAAAAUAUUACAGGCUAACACUCUUCCUUCAAAUAAAACUGGUCUCAUCACUGGAUGAGUUGGCUUGA
Messenger RNA from Clupea harengus (Atlantic herring), 1751 nucleotides. RefSeq names its product P2Y purinoceptor 13-like. Lineage: Eukaryota; Metazoa; Chordata; Actinopteri; Clupeiformes; Clupeidae. The record is from RefSeq and is a predicted model, not a curated record. Gene Ontology annotation, molecular function: G protein-coupled purinergic nucleotide receptor activity. Gene Ontology annotation, biological process: negative regulation of adenylate cyclase activity; G protein-coupled receptor signaling pathway. Gene Ontology annotation, cellular component: membrane.